AUGUUUUCCUGGAUAACAGGCCCGCGCAUUACCAAUGCGAUCGAAGACCUGCAGCCAGACCAUGGGUACGAAAACACUUUUAUCGACGCGCCGGAGACGCCCGCACAUCAGUUCGCCGUGAAGGCCCUCAAGCGCGCCGUGUUCGGAACCCCGGCCGUAGACGACACGAAUAACGCAGGCAAGAGGUUGCAAAAGAAGCAAUCGCCAGACCUCGCGACUUCGAAAGUACCUGUAAUCGCCGCUCCAAAGGAAGAUGCGCCGCCUGUCUCGCCGUCCAAGUUGCCUGGAGGCAUCUUGAUGACCCCGGGGACCGCGAACAAGGGACGCAAGUCGGUCAAGUUCGGUGCACACGUGGUUGACAACGAAGGAAGGCGAGGCAAUGCUGGUCGUAGCGGCAUGCCUAGUGACUGUCCGGGCAAAUUCCCAAGCCCAUGGACUCCUGGUACAGAGCUAAAACCGACUGCAGAUAGCGAACAGAAACCUCGCACGAAGCUCACGGCAGCACUGAUGGAUGCAAGGACUACUACCCAGCCGAGGAGCGGCCAGAAACCGAAAGCAAGAGAUGACAGCGAUAUCACAAUGGACCUUGGCGCACCGCGCUCGGACUCUGGCAAAUACUGGAAGGAGCAAUAUGAGGAAUACACUGCGCGGAGCGAAAAAGAGGUGAAGAAGCUGAUUGCCAAACAGCAGCUAGCUAAGAACUAUGCCAUGAAGAAGGACGGUGAGGUCACGGAGCUGUUCACGAAGCUUGAGCAAGAACGAAAACGAUUUCGGCGGCGCGAACAAGAGCUGGAGCAGCAAAAUAAGGAUUACCAAGAGCGACUUCGCCAAGCCAUGGCCGAGAAGCUGUCUGCAGGCAUCGAGAUUACAGCACUCAAGAACCGCAUCGCGACCUUGGAGAAGUCGCUGACUGCAACGUCGUCUGACUUGCAGGAAGUCAAGUCGUCGUCUUCGUUCCAAAUAUUCGAAGAUACCGGCAAAAACUCAGAAGCCUUACGAGCUGAGCAGGACAGACUUGCGGAUGCUUCGUAUCUUUCUCAGAAAGUUCGUGUCGUAUCGAUCGGCAAAGAAAACUCUCCACCUAAGCCUCGUCAUGUCCGACGUCAGACUAUGCCAGAGCCAUCAUCAUCCGUGCCGCAAGCGUCGCUCUCAGUGACACCACGGCUAGGUGUGGCAGCUGGAGACGUAUCAACAAUAUUAGGGAGACCACCACGCAUCGCAGCUCACGAAGCCGCACCUGCCGCAAUAUCGGCAUCCGCUUUGAAGUCUGCGGAACCUGCCUCGACCUCGAGCCUCAGUAUCCGCAAACAUAAUGUGAGCCAGCAGAAUCCACCACCCAAAUCACCCGCUCCGGCCGCUCCUUCAAGUCCGCUUCCGCAGCCUUCACCCGAUCCAUGGAUGAUGGGCGCCGACGAAAGUUCGAUUGCACCAUACGAUAGGCUGGCACUUCCAGUGGGUGGAGGUAGUGGGUCUCAUUCCAGGCCUACCAGACCUAUGCACACCCGCCGCCACGAACCUUCAAAAUCCAUAUCCCAAGCUCCAACGGCCGAGCGGCCGAGACGAUCCCACAGAACUGAAGAAUCUGACUUGUUCAAACCAAUUCCAGAGGCACUCAUAGUCAAGGCCAGCAAGUCCGAGAAGCCCAGAGUCGCCACGAGUAGCACCGAGACUACACAAGCUCCAGCCAAAGCUAGUGAAAAGCUGACGACAAACGCUCGUAAUAUUGAGGACAUCAAGGCGUCCAGUACCUCGCCUACAGAUCCGAAGUUUGACAUCUCUAAGAUUACUGGUCACCAUGCGGAGGGAUCUUCGGAGGAGAAGAAAGAGCGUUGGCAGACACUACCGGUCGAUCGCAAAGAGGAGGCAAGGAGGAGAUUAGCGGAGCGGAAGCAGAAGAAGUUGCUGGCCAAGUGA
Messenger RNA from Didymosphaeria variabile, 1914 nucleotides. RefSeq lists its product as uncharacterized. The record is from RefSeq and is a predicted model, not a curated record. The transcript is spliced from 2 exons. The coding region runs from base 1 to 1914 and encodes 637 amino acids. Lineage: Eukaryota; Fungi; Ascomycota; Dothideomycetes; Pleosporales; Didymosphaeriaceae.